AUGGCGGCGGUGACUGUGGACGAAAUUUUAAGUCAAAUAGGAGGAUAUGGCAAGUACCAAAUCCUCAUGUUGCAGUUGGUUGGUUUCAUUGAGUUUGGUUUAUCUUCUUUCAAUGUUAUGAUCAUUACAUUUAUCGCUGGAGAACCAACUUGGGAAUGUGUUUCAAAUAGCACUGUGUGUAAUAUAACCGGAAAGGUCGAUACCACCAGUGAUGAUUACAAUGCAAGAUGUGAUAUGCCAAGAUCAGAAUGGAAAUUCUCUGAUACCUUCACCUCUACUGUUACCGAGGUUUGUAGACUAUGUUAUACAGUUGGGCGGAUAAUAAUGGCAAUGGCAUGCAAAUAUGCAUUUCUUGUUUCAUUCAACACUGUUUAUAUCCUCAGUUCUGAGUUAUUUCCAACUUCAGUGCGCUCGAUUGGAUUGGGAACAUCGUCAGCUUGUGCUAGGAUUGGUUCAUUUUUAGCACUUUAUGUUGUUUGGCUGAUUCGCAUCCAUGCUUUGUUGCCUUACACAAUCGUUGUUGUAUUGUGUGUUAUCAUUGGAUUGAUAUGCUUCAGGUUUUUGCCAGAAACUCUAAACAAACCAACACCUGAAAGCAUGGAAGCUGUCCUUGAGAUGAAACCGGUGGAAGCUGCCAAACAGGAAAUAUCAUUAGAGACGAAAAAGAACGCAGUAUAGAGUAACUUAACGUAAGGCGGUUGAAGUUAAAGUUUGCUUUUUCCAGUGUUCAUCUGAUAUAUGCAUUUUUACCACCAGCUUUCUCUACAGGGUGAGUCAAAAAAAAG
Molecule: messenger RNA, 785 nt
Organism: Dendronephthya gigantea
Lineage: Eukaryota; Metazoa; Cnidaria; Anthozoa; Malacalcyonacea; Nephtheidae
Product: solute carrier family 22 member 4-like
Exons: 4
Coding region: 1-678 (225 amino acids)
Biological process (GO): transmembrane transport
Cellular component (GO): membrane
Molecular function (GO): transmembrane transporter activity
Source: RefSeq, a predicted model, not a curated record